Neoarius graeffei (lesser salmon catfish) is the source of this 4198-nucleotide messenger RNA. RefSeq lists its product as uncharacterized. Gene Ontology annotation, cellular component: mitochondrion. The record is from RefSeq and is a predicted model, not a curated record. Lineage: Eukaryota; Metazoa; Chordata; Actinopteri; Siluriformes; Ariidae. The transcript has 9 exons. The coding region runs from base 178 to 1629 and encodes 483 amino acids. Gene Ontology annotation, biological process: glycerophospholipid biosynthetic process.
UAGCGGCCUCUAAGGGUGACAGUUGGUUUAAAAAAAAAAAAAAAACAGCAUAGUGAAUGAAUUUGAGGGUAUCUCCUCCUCCUCCUCUGGCGUCACGUUCACUCCUCUACAAAAGCUACAUGGAGACAGUGAAGCAGCCAGGCACGAACAGCGGCGGUUGUCCUGGGUGUUGGCGAAAUGAGGGCUUUCGGGUUGGGUUUGAGGUCCGCGAGCAGCCUGGUUGCCCGGCAACAGUUCCGGAGGGCGAUGUGCGCUUCCGCAUCGCCCACUAGGAAGUCCGAGCCAGGCUUUGGUUUGCUGUUCGACAUCGAUGGGGUUUUGGUGCGGGGAAAGAUGCCCAUCCCAGCAGCCAAGAAGGCUUUUCAAAAGCUGGUGGACUCUAACGGUCAGUUCAUCGUUCCUGUGGUUUUUGUCACAAAUGCUGGGAACUGUCUGCGGCAAACGAAAGCUGAUCAGCUGUCUCACGUACUGGGAGUUCCUAUAUCUCAAGAUCAAGUCAUGAUGUCUCAUAGUCCUCUGAGAAUGUUCAGGAAAUAUCACGACAAGUGUGUACUGGUAUCAGGCCAAGGCCCAGUGCUGGACAUUGCCAAACACUUGGGCUUUACCAAAAUGGUCAGUAUUGAUAUGGUAAGAGAAUCCUUCCCCCUGCUGGACAUGGUGGACCAUAACCGACGACCAAAAUUGCGGUUCCGUUGGUGGAAAUGGCGAAAGCCAAACUACGAAGAAAAAAUAUCAGAAAAUCACCAAGAUAAAGUUCGGAUCGCCCGUCGCGAUGGUGGCCAGGGACGAAUGGCGGACUAUUUUGGACGGCAGCAAAACAACCCUAUAUCUGACAAGUCCUCUCCUAUUGUGAACCUCCCUAAAGUUGAAGCUGUGAUCCUCUUUGGAGAGCCAGUUAGAUGGGAGACCAACCUGCAGCUAAUUAUCGAUGUUUUACUGACUGGUGGGAAUCUGAGUAAUGUGUAUGAAACAUCCCACUCCUCCCACCUGCCUCUCUUAGCAUGUAACAUGGACCUCAUGUGGAUGGCAGAAGCCCAGGCUCCAAGAUUUGGUCACGGCACAUUCAUGGUGUGCCUGGAGAACAUCUACAAGAAAAUCACAGGCCGGGAGCUGAAGUAUGAAGCACUGAUGGGGAAGCCCAGUGAGCUGACAUAUCAUUAUGCUGAGUAUCUGAUCAGAACACAGGCUGCAGAGAGAGGCUGGAGAUCGCCAAUCACCUCGCUCUACGCUGUUGGUGACAACCUUAUGACGGACAUCUAUGGUGCCAAUCUCUACAACCGCUACCUCGAGGAACGGCUGGCUAGGAAACGCGGCAAAGCCGUGCAGCAAGCUGUGACUGGCACAGGAACAUCUGUCUCUCAGGACGAGGAAACAGACAACGACUGGGAGAGCGAGUUGGCCUCUCCUUCUGCCACAUCCUGCAAGUCCAUCCUGGUGUGUACAGGCGUAUAUAACCCGCACACAGAGCUGCUCAAAGACACAAACCAAUGCAUCAAAGAGACUGCUUUCCAUGGACACCGUGACUUCCGCUUUGAGCCUGCACUGAUCGAGCCAGGAAACGUCGUUCAGGACGUUCACGCUGCUGUCGAAAUCAUUUUCGAAAUGGAAAAAUUUAUGAUCGAGGUUUAGCCACUGAAUAUAAGAAGCUUAAGCUUCUACUACUUUGCCAUUUUUGGGAACUUUCAGUAAAUAUAUCAUAGUUGACAGUGAAUAAGUCCAUAAAGCACAAUGCUGAACACACUGUGGUAUUUUAGACAUACUGUAUACCAGAAAAAUAGAGAUGAUAAUAGGUUUACAAGACUGUAAUAUCACUUCAGGAUCAUGUAAUUAGAUUUUCCUUUGGUUGUGUGUUUUUCAUCACAGUUUUCCACGUAAAUUGGUCAUUUUCCCAUUUUACAGUAUGUUACUGUAAUCUCUGGAAAAAGAUUUGUCCAAAUUUGCAGUGACAGAGGAAAAAAAUAAACAGAGGCCAACUUUAUCAUUUCUGUUACACUGCAACUCCGUUAUAACAAAUUCCUUGGGGGGCAUCCAAAUAGUUUGUUAUACCGAAAAGUUCAUAAUACUGACAUAGACCACACAUUCACUCUUGCAUAACACAAGACCAAUUGUGUUUUUAUUUUAUAUUUACACCUAAUUCACUUACAUGUUUGCGAAGUAAAGGAAAUGAGUCCCUCUUUUCUAUGUUAUAAAAAUAAUGCAAAUAUUGUAAACUUUCAGUUAGUAAAAGUACAUGUGGAGGAUGCUCUGGACUCUUGCAGUGGUGCUUUUGUGGCUGGGGAUUGCAGUUGACUUGCUGACUUUGGGACUGCGGUUGUCGUGAACGGUUUUGCGCUCGGGUUUCCGUCGGUGGGGGGUUUAUAGCAUCAACAAAGCUGACUUUGUUAGGACUGUUAAUGUUAUAGUCCUGUUGUCUGUUGUUGCCCAAAUGAGGAUGGGUUCCUCUCGAGGUUUCUUCCUCAUAUCGUCUGAGGGAGUUUUUCCUCGCCACCGUCGCCACAGCCGUGCUCAUUGGGGAUAGAGUAGGGAUAAAAUGAGCUCAUAUUUUAAGUUGUUCAAAUUCUGUAAAGCUGCUUUGUGACAGUGUUUAUUGUUAAAAGCGCUAUACAAAUAAACUUGACUUGACAUGUAGUUGCGAGAGCGUGGUCAAGCAUCAGCUGUGAACAGCGAGGAGUCAGGUUGAACCAGCGGAUAAUGUGAUGAGUUUUACCCGUGUUUAUUACUGGCUGUCUAUUAAUGUGUUUGUGUGUCUUUCAGAUGGCCAGUCACGAGAGAGAAAUCUGAGGUCAAUGAGAAAUGAAACUAAAGAUACAUAAAAAAAAAAAACCACACCUUGACCUGUCACAUCUGUCUCUCAGUUCCUCAUUGCCUCAGUAUACGAGCUGUUACAGUCCGAUACUCCUGUCCCAUCAGAUUUACUUGUUCAAGAAACUUGUAAUCUUGGACUGCUUUAAUUUUAGGCGCAUUCUCCUUAUCUUGAAUUUCUCCUUCGAAUCACUAUCGUAGUUUACUGACUGAGCUAAAGGAUCACGAACUGAGGCGAUAAUUUCGUCUGUUAUGGAAAUGACUGAGGUUGCUGGUGUAUCGUUGUCAAUGUCCACUCACUGACUUGCUAUGUUUUCUAAAUCUUCACCAAUCAGUUCAUUCAUAUAUUAUAAAUCGCUGAUUAUGUCAGCAGUCAUUUCAUCCUUUCAUCAAUCCUUUGAUUACUGUUUCCGAUAAUUAUUAGUGAUUGACACUUCAGGCAAGCUUGUUAAGCCUUUGUUUUAUGGCAUUAACACAUUGUUACCUUGACUACAGACUUGAUUGCUUAUUGUUUGACUCUGGUGGGAAGAGGUGCAAAUGACUCGGUAAUGUAUAUAUUUUUUGGAAAGACUCUGUCACUAAACGCAGGGGACAAUAACUUGGUUCAUUGUAUAUGAACUAAGUUCAUAGUAAGAGUUCGUUAUAGCAGGGUUGCAGUGUAUAACGCCUAAAAGAGCCAAAACUCAAAGCCAGGCCUUGCAUUUAUUUUGACUGUUACCUUUUAUUUUACUUUUAAAAUGUACCAAUUUUUUUUAAUCCAGUUGUUGUUUUAUUAUUAUUAUUAUUAUUUUUAUUAUUAUUACUACUACUACUACUACUACUACUAAACCAGCAUUUGUUUAAGAAAUGUCUGUUUUAAAUUUACCAUUACAAUUUAUCACGUACAUUUUUAAAAAAUCAUUUUAAGCUGGGAUUUAUAUUGAUGUACUGUUAAGCUCCCUGGGCUUUACUUUAUUUACACUUCAUUUAUUAACUUAUUGUUACAUUUCUGAACUAAUGUUUAGUCAGUUGGAAUUCCAGAUGUGCUUUGUUUGUCAACUGUCCAAGCACACCACUGCAUUUUUAUGGUCUCACUUUCUUUUACAGUGCCUUACACAACUGAGAGAAUUGUGAUAUCAUUAGUUCUGAUCUCUUGCAUAUUGUAACGGACUGAAAACUAUUAAUUAAUUUCAUUUUAUUUCUUGUACAUGAUUUUAAUCCUAAAAAUAUAGAUUCACAUCAAACCUCAAGGCAGUUGACCCAUAGAUAAAUAUUAAAGGCACACAGAACGAAAGCACUACCACUGGAACAGAACUGCAUGUGCAGUGAAUUUCUUUUCUGGUCAAAACUAUUCACGGUAUUAAGAAAAAUGAAAUGGUAAUAAACGGUAAUAAAAUGAUUUCACUCAAAGCAUAAA